AUGUAUGGUAGUAAACACAGAACAACGGAUGGUCUAUAUGAAACCCGGAAAGACGGUAGCGCCUAUUCGUCAACAAAACGAGAAUCGAAUUUACAAACACAUGAAUUUAAUGAUGAUUCAUCUAACCAUCGAAAAUAUAUUCGAACACAAUCUUCUUCAAAUAAUCGAACUGUACCAUCGUCAUCAUUUUCUCAGCAGCAACGUCAAAAUAAUGACAAAGAUAAGAAAACAGUUAAAGAUGCAAAAAAGCCGUUACGUGUAUAUGGUGAUUGGUCAGAAUUUAAAAGUUCAACAGGUAAAACAUAUUUUUACAAUUGUAAAACAGAAAUUUCUCAAUGGGAAAAACCAAAAGGAUGGCCAACAGAUGAAACAAUAUCUUCAUCUAUUCGAACAACUUCAUCAUAUUCUUCUACUGAUCGAACUAAAAAAGAAUCAACAAAUUCAAAUAGUUCACCUACAAUUCGUUCUCGAUAUAAGAUGGAAGAAUCAACAGAAAAUUCUCGUUAUCAACAAAAAGAUAUUCCUAUUCUUAAUUCAACUAUUAAAUAUGAACAAAAUGGUGAUAUACAUUCUCAUAUAUCAAAUAAUCAAAUACAAGAAUUAUUACCAUCAAAUGAAUCAUUUAAUACAAUUUCUAAUAUUCGUUUACCUAGUCCAAAUGAUGAUGAUAAUAAUUCUCGAAUGUCAUUUUCAUCGACGAGUAGUAAACAAUCAACAACUAUAAAUAUUUCUGAUAAUGGCAAUGUUUUACAUCCAUCAUCAUCAUCAUCAAUUGAACAAGCUAUUUCAGUAUCCACUCCAGUGUCUGAUAUGCCAAAUAAACCUCGGGAAAAAGAUUCAAUUGCUUUAAAUGGAUUAGAAACAAAAUCUUCAUCUACUCGAACAAUUAUUCCUUCUAUAACAACAACAGAACAAACUACAGAGAUCGAAUCUUCUACUCCAUCUAUUACAAAAAUUGAACGUGAUCAAGAAAUUCAAAAAUAUUAUCGUGGUAGUUUAAUUCAACAUUUAACUGAUUGGCCAUCAACUCAAUUAGAAAAACAGUGUUUAAAACUUUUUGAUGAUUAUUAUGGUUAUAGUGCUAAAAUGUCAACAGGAUUUAUUGAACUUAAAGCAUUAAAGUCGAACUUUCGCGUACUUGAAAUUAAACAAAAUAUUUUAAGACAGAGACUUCUCCGGUGUCAACAACAUGUUAAAAAACGAGAAGAUGAUAAACUGUUAUAA
This is a messenger RNA of Rotaria sordida, 1224 nucleotides long. The record is from the annotation of a GenBank genome assembly. NCBI's taxonomy places the organism in Eukaryota, Metazoa, Rotifera, Eurotatoria, Philodinida, Philodinidae.